AUGUCUGACGAAAUAUGUGAUAUUUGUAAUGAUCGUGCAACAGGGAAACACUAUGGAGCGGUCUCAUGUGAUGGCUGUAAAGGUUUCUUUCGAAGAAGUAUUCGGAAACGUCAUGAUUAUGUAUGUAGAUUUGAUAGAUGCUGUGAUGUAACUCGUAACCAGCGAAAUGCCUGUCGGUCAUGUCGUUUGCAGAAAUGUUUGAAAGCCGGCAUGAAGCAAAGUGCUAUUCAAAGUGAACGCGACACUAUUGGAAAACGAAAAAAGUUAGAUGAAGCUGAAGAUGACGAAGUUCUCCUCAAUAGUUUGAUUCGAUCUGAGAAUCUCUGUCAGCAACUGCGUUCUUCAGUUAUCAAAAGUACGGAGCAGGCGUCCUAUGACUGUGGCAAAGUUAAAUGUUGGAAGAAUGAGGAUGACAGAAGGGCAACUUUGGAUGAUGUUGGAAAGAGCAUACAUCAACAACUCGUUCUCCUUGUGGAAUGGGCAAAAUCGUUGCCUCAAUUUGGACGUUUUCCCGCACAAGAUCAAGCUGCCCUGUUAAAAGCUACAGCCGCCCAAAUGAUUAUACUUGGAGUUGCAUAUAGAUCUCGAGAACUGAACGAAAUGAUAUGCUUAGCCAACGAUACGCUAAUUCCCAAAGAUCAUGCUGCUAAUAUUGGAGAUAUAAACUGCGUAGUAGGACGAAUAAUUGAUGAGUUAGUUGUCCCUAUGAGGCGACUAUCAGUUGAUAUAUACGAGUAUGUGGCAUUGAAAGCUAUUCUAUUCUUCAAUCCCGUUGCAAGAGGAGUAUCACAACCAGAAGCAGUGGAGAAAGCCCGAAUCGCUUGUAUGGAUGCUCUUCAAAAACGAUGCCAGAAAUCAACUCAUCCCUCUGAAUGCCGUAAUGGCCGGCUUUUAUUACUUUUGCCUUCUUUACAAGCAGUUUCGCAGCAAAUGGUGGAAGAUGUUCAAUUGGCGAGGUUGUUUGGCUUAGCAAAUGUGGAUUCCUUGAUGCAAGAAUUGAUAUUACACGAUGAAAGUUCGAAUAAUAUCGUUCCUCUACAAUCCCUCUCUUCUCCUCUUGUUAUUAAGAAUGAUCUCCUGUGA
This is a messenger RNA of Auanema sp. JU1783, 1083 nucleotides long. Lineage: Eukaryota; Metazoa; Nematoda; Chromadorea; Rhabditida; Rhabditidae. The record is from the annotation of a GenBank genome assembly.